UCGAGCAGCGGUUCGGUAAAGAAAAUCUCUUAUACACUAUGUAAUAGGAAGCGUAGUGUACCCAUGUAGUUCCAAGCCCCAUCAGUCAACAUGGCAGACACCCCGGCAGACACGAAGAAAGAACUAUCCGAAAUUGUGAGCGGCUCGUCAGAAGUAACAGAACAAGUCCAACCCCGUCUAAGGAAAAAAUCAAAAUACGAUGGACCAAACCAGGAGUUUUUGCAAAUGCUGAUGAAUUUAGGGAUAUCCAGAAAUGCAGCAGAGAAGGGUCUUUUCAUGACCUAUAACAGUUCUGUUGAUGCUGCAGCUAGCUGGGUCUUGGAUAAUCAACAUUUGCCAGAAAUCGAUGAACCUUUUAAGGUAGAGGAUUACAAAAUCCCGGCCCUGGAAGCUUGUCCAUUUGAGAAGACAUUUCCCUUAGAUGAAAAGACGAUAAAGAGUCCUUACAAAAUGGUGUUUGUUGUAAACACAGAACUCAACAUGGGUGUCGGCAAGGUAGCUGCCCAAGUGGGCCACGCAGCUGUAGGUCUCUACAAGAUUUUGUCAUCACAGUCACAAAAGUACGACCACAUGCUUGCACAAUGGGAUGAUUUUGGGGGAACAAAGAUUGUACUAAAAGGUGACAACUCUGCCCACCUUUUUGAUCUAGAAGACCUGGCUAGAAAGGCUCAUAUACCUCAUUACCUGGUCCAUGAUGCUGGAAAGACACAGAUAGCUGCAGGUUCAUUGACUGUGAUUGGUCUCUUUGGUUCAGCCUCAGAAGUGGGAACUCUAACAGGAACUUUAUUGUUAUUGUAAAUCAAGUCACUCGCCCAUACCAAGGCUACAUAUGAGGUUGAUCUUCAAAGUUAAUUUACAACAUAGAUAAACUUUGUUGGAACAAUUACAGAGGAGUGUGAUUUUAGCAGCAUUUGUUUGAUUAUGAUUAAAAAAAACAUGUUCACAAAAAUAACGAUGUCUUUCAUUCACCUUUGGUGUAAACACACCUUAUUUUCUGUGCAAAGCACAUUGUAACCCAUGUUUCUUUCUAUAGUAAUUUACAAGCUUGUAAAACUUGUCAGUGUGUACUCUGAGUCAGAUCAUGACUUGAAGAAAUGUAUAGAACCUUUAUAAAGAUUUAUCAGUCUCUAAGAACAUCUUGUUUUAGUCCAACAAAUAAAGUGGUCUCAAAUGUGAUUUCAGUGGUAGCAGUCAAUCAUUGUCAUAUACACAUGCAGAUUUGAACUGAACAGGUUUUCUCAAUAGACCUCCCAGCCAGCAAGGUGUGAAUGUGAACAAAUAAUCCUCCCAGUUGUGACUGAAUGGAUAUUUCAACACAUUCAACAAGGUUAAUGUUAAUCUCAUGAUCACCUCAUUUUUCUGUUGUAAUGCUCCACAUUUCAAUAACAAACAAAACGUCUUUAGUCACCUGCAUCCAGUUUGCUGGCACCAAUUUCCUUCUAUUUACAGCUGUAUCAACAAGCAGGGUCUAAAGUUGAUUUAUUGAGUAUUUUAUCUGUAAUUAUAGCAGAGCUCCAGCGCCCCGUCAAGUGGAGCCUCAUACCAUAUAGAAAAGAAAAGGAAACCCAUGAAUUGAUUUUCUCAUGGUUAUUAUGGCUAGCAAGCGGUAUUGCUCGUAGGCAUGUGGACACGACGACAAAGGCAGGGACAGAGUCACGCAAGAUAGCGGCCAUACUCCAGCUAAUAGGAUGACAGAGACAUACACCCUUGGUUUAUAGCAUACUUCUUUGAUAUGUAUUCUGAUAAAAUAAGUUCAAAACACACACAAGCUGUACCAAACUAUCUAACUGUAAGAUACACAGACUUGAAGUCUUUAAAAAUAACAAGUCAAGCUUAAAAACUUACAUUAUGAUAAUAAAAUAAGAAUUUCAUGCCCCAGAUGUGUACCGCUCUGGGUGCUGACACCUUAAGGCUAUGAAAUCUGUACAACAGUACUAAGUGCUCUACUUGUAGUCUUGAAUAACAAGUCAAGAUUAGAAACUUAUAUUAUAAUAAACACUUCAUGCCUUUGCUGUGCACCACUCUGGAUGCCGACAACUUAAGGAUAUGAAAACUGUACUACAGGACCACUCUACUUGUAGUCUUGAAUAACGAGUCAAGAUUAAACACUUAUAUUAUAAUAAACAUUUUCAUGCCUUUGCUGUGCACCACUCUGGGUGCCGACACCUUAAGGAUAUGAAAACUGUACAACAGGACCACUCUACGAGUAGUCUUGAAUAAUAAGUCAAGAUAAAAAACUUAUAUUAUAAGCAUGUCAUACUUUUGAUGUGCACCACUCUGUGAAAACUGUACUACAGGAACACUCUACUUGUAGUUUUGAAAAACAAGUCAAGCUUAACUUGCAUUACACUGAACAUGUGCCCUAAAUGUACACCACACUGGGUGUCAACAUCUUGUCACAUGAACACUCACAUAUAAUAUACAAUUUUUGUAGAAUAUGUCAACCUAGCAUACUUUAAGUUCAUAAUUACAUUAAAUGUGGCCUUGGUACAGCACACUGGCUGCCAACACUGGCAAUAAAACACUACAUAAAACUUCCCUAUUCUACAAUCUGAAUAAAAUGUGUUGGCUGCUUUCAAAAUAUGAUUGAUAAUACAUUGUAUAUGUCAAUGUCCUUUCUUCUCUAAACGGUCAUUGGUGUAAUCAUGCCACCUAAGAUGCGACACUUACUAGUCAUUUUAUGACUCUGUAAUCCUGAAUAACACGAAUCAUGCCACCAUAGGUUGGUUGCCAUAAAUCCCAGGGUAGUCAAUCAAUUGAAACUAAUAUUGUAGGGAAAUGAAAGCCUGUAACAUGGCUAAAACACAUACAGGGUGGUAAAGUCCACGCUGUGUCUACUUUAUGGGCUGAAAAAUCUGUAACAGACUUGUUUCAUUUGACAUUUCUGACUUUUAUCAUGUAAAGGUGCCCAGGGACAAUCAUUGUUAUUAAAAAGUAACAUCUGUAUAAAUAUGGAUUGUCUAAACUGUACUGAAGGUCAAAGGGUCAAAAACAGGCUGAAUUUUAGCAUUAUGGAGGGUCACUUGAGAUUCUCUUUUUUUGGCUCCUUCGUUGUAACUUGACUGUGCAUUGCUCGAAAAUGAGGGUGAAUUACUUGGAUACUUAAAUAUGUGUAAAUGUGAAAUCCAAAAAAAAAAAAAUUGAGAUGGAUGCAUUUAUAUAUUUGACCUGUGGCCCAGUUGCUUUUAAACCAUACCUAUGUUAUGCAAAAUGGUAUUUUAGAACCUUUAGCUCCAAAAUAUGAGGUUUUGUGGGAAAAGUUAAGCAUUGUAUUUCUAGAAAUAUCUCUCUGAGUGCAUUUGAAACCUAUAUUCUUGGUAUUUAAUGUUUUGGUUAUAUGCGUA
Orbicella faveolata is the source of this 3344-nucleotide messenger RNA. RefSeq names its product putative peptidyl-tRNA hydrolase 2. The record is from RefSeq and is a predicted model, not a curated record. Gene Ontology annotation, molecular function: peptidyl-tRNA hydrolase activity; protein binding. Gene Ontology annotation, cellular component: cytosol. Lineage: Eukaryota; Metazoa; Cnidaria; Anthozoa; Scleractinia; Merulinidae.